Messenger RNA from Elgaria multicarinata webbii, 3485 nucleotides. It is a transcript of the gene RGL1, whose product is annotated as ral guanine nucleotide dissociation stimulator like 1. Gene Ontology annotation, cellular component: plasma membrane. Gene Ontology annotation, biological process: positive regulation of GTPase activity; Ras protein signal transduction. The transcript has 18 exons. Gene Ontology annotation, molecular function: guanyl-nucleotide exchange factor activity. Lineage: Eukaryota; Metazoa; Chordata; Lepidosauria; Squamata; Anguidae. The record is from RefSeq and is a predicted model, not a curated record. The coding region runs from base 101 to 2395 and encodes 764 amino acids.
CUUAGUGUGCCUUGGAGAGAAGUACGUGUUGUGGAGGGGAUUGUUAAGCCGUUUGCAGCACCCAUCAUGCCCCUUCGAUGUGCCGAAGAGAAGUCUAAGGAUGAAAUUGCUUUGGAGAGCUAAAAUGAGCUCAAUUCAGGACUGGGGUGAAGAGGUAGAGGAAGGAGCAGUUUACCAUGUCACCCUCAAAAGAGUACAGAUCCAACAGGCUGCUAAUAAAGGAGCAAGAUGGCUAGGGGUUGAAGGGGACCAAUUGCCCCCAGGGCACACUGUCAGCCAAUAUGAGACAUGUAAGAUCAGGACAAUAAAAGCUGGUACUCUGGAGAAGCUUGUGGAGAAUCUACUAACAGCUUUUGGGGACAAUGACUUCACCUACAUCAGCAUAUUUCUGUCAACAUACAGGGGCUUUGCAUCUACAAAAGAAGUUCUGGAGCUGCUUCUUGACAGAUAUGGAAACCUGGAGAUCUCAAACUGUGAAGAAGAUGGGAGCCAGAACUCUACCGAGACCAAAACAGUACUCAGGAACGCCAUAGCCUCCAUCUUGAGAGCCUGGCUAGAUCAGUGCUCGGAAGACUUCCAAGAGCCACCCCAUUACCUUUGCUUACAGAAACUCUUGGAUUAUCUGACACGGAUCAUGCCGGGCUCAGACCCAGAAAGAAGGGCACGACACCUGUUGGAACAAUUUCAGAAGCAAGAACUGGUAAAUGACAGUGGGAUUCAUGACAUCUUUGCUGUUGAGGAAAAAAUGGAGAUCAGUGGAUCAGAAGAGUUCUCUUCUUUCCCAGAAGAUCUUGUGGCAGAACAGCUAACGUACAUGGAUGCUAAACUCUUUAAAAGGGUGGUGCCCCAUCACUGUUUGGGCUGCAUCUGGUCCCGGAGGGAUAAGAAAGAAAACAAACACUUGGCACCCACGAUCAGAGCCACCAUUGCACAGUUCAACGCAGUGACCAAAUGUGUCAUCAGAACGAUCUUGAACGGCAAAGAGCUGAAAACACAGCAGCGAGCCAAGAUCAUAGAGAAGUGGAUCAAUAUUGCACAUGAAUGUAGGAUCCUAAAGAAUUUUUCUUCUUUGAGGGCCAUUGUUUCAGCACUACAGUCGAACUCCAUCUAUCGGUUAAAGAAGACUUGGACAUCCGUCGCAAAGGAUAAAAUGUUGAUGUUUGAAGAACUGUCAGAAAUUUUCUCAGAUCACGAUAACUAUUUGACAAGCCGGGAGCUGCUCAUGAAGGAAGGAACAUCUAAAUUUGCAAAUUUGGACAGCAGUGUGAAAGAGAACCAAAAGAGAACUCAGAGGCGGCUUCAACUGCAGAAAGACAUGGGCGUAAUGCAGGGCACUGUUCCUUACCUUGGUACUUUUCUGACUGACUUGACAAUGCUCGACACGGCUCUUCAGGACUAUGUGGAGGGAGGGCUAAUAAACUUUGAGAAGAGAAGGCGGGAGUUUGAAGUAAUCGCUCAGAUUAAGCUCUUGCAAUCUUCCUGUAAUAGCUAUUGCAUGACUUCAGAAAGAAAAUUUAUCCAGUGGUUCAGGAAGCAGCGGCAUUUAACGGAGGAGGAGAGCUAUGCCCUUUCUUGUGAGGUUGAAGCAGCUGUUGACACGACUACCACGUCACCAAAACCUCGGAAGAGCAUGGUGAAGCGCCUAAGCCUGUUAUUUCUGGGUUCUGACAUCAUUACCAAUAGCACCCCUACCAAAGAGCAGCCCAAGUCCACACCAAGUGGGAGCUCUGGCGAAAGCAUGGACUCUGUCAGCGUCUCAUCUUGCGAGUCAAACCACUCUGAGUCCGAGGACAUCUGCAUCACUCCCACUGACACUCCCGACGAGGCCCAGAAGAAACUUUCAGAGUCCUCUUCUUCUUGUUCCUCCAUCCACUCCAUGGACACCUCUUCAUCAGGAGUGUCAUCCUUCACCAACGCUCUCUCAUCUCCUCCUUCGUUGGCCAGCAAUCCCAGAAUCCACAAACGCUCUGUCUCUGUCACCUCCAUUACCUCAACCGUCUCCCCUCCUCUUCACAUUCAACAGAACAAAGACACCUGCAUCAUCCGUAUCAGCGUAGAAGACAACAACGGCAACAUGUACAAGAGCAUUAUGUUGACCAGCCAAGACAAGACUCCAGCUGUCAUCCAGAGGGCGAUGUUGAAGCACAACUUGGAGUCUGAUCCAGCAGAGAAUUAUGAACUCGUGCAGGUCAUCUCUGAGGACAAAGAACUGGUCAUCCCAGACAGUGCCAACGUGUUUUAUGCCAUGAACAGCCAGGUGAGCUUCGACUUCAUCCUGCGGAAGAAGAGCUCCCUCGAUGGCCAGGUGAAACUGAGGAGCCGUUCCAGUUUGACUCUCCCCAGGACCAACAAGAGGGGGUGCUGGAGCAACAGAAACAGUAAAAUCACCCUUUGAGAGUGGGGGACAUGCCGGCACCAAAGAGAUGGGGUUGGAAGACAGCUCCUUAGACCAUCCCAUGUUACGAAGUCUUUGGAAAUGAAUGUUUCAGUAUUAAGCUUUGGGAAUGCAAAGCUAACAUUGUCUAUGAAUAGACACUCAGUGAGACUCAGGCAGCAGACAAAAUGAACCUGAAUGGAGAAGCCGCCUACAGGCACUUUUUUUUUUUUUUUUUUGCACAGCGUCCAAGGAUAUAAGGCCACUUUCUACCAGGAAGAACAAUGCACCUAAACAUACAGCCUUCCCGCUGACUUCUUCAGCGACUCUCAAUCCCAUUUUGUGCCAGUAUUACUUUGGAGUACUUUCCAUUUAUUUAUUUAUUUUAUAAAUGGAAGAAACUGUUGCUGUUAAGUUUCACCUGUAUUUGCUGGAGGGAGAGGAGCGCCAGACUGACCAUUGGCUGAAUGAUAACACUGAUAAGACAGAUGGUGUAGAGGGGCUGAUGGUCCGUUCCCUACCUGCCAGACUGCUACUUUGGGAGAAGUAGCAGAGCUGCUGAAAGCAAGGAUGCGCAUCCCCCUAGAAACACCCCCCCCCAAGCAAUCCAGCUUCAUGUCAUUUUGGUUUUCUAAUCCUGUGAUCCAAGCUGGAAACAUUAAGCAAAAAUGAUCCAGCUGAAUCAUCCAUGCAAGACUGCACACUACUGCUCUCAAUGCCACUACAUUGUUUUCUUUAUGCUUUGCUAUAUCAAAGUGUAUUUCUUUGGAGUAUUUCUUUCCAGGUGCAGAGCUCUUUACCUGUAUUCAGCCAUAUUGGCAUUAUAGCAAACAAUAUUUUAUCUGUUUUAUAGUCAGUCAAAGGAAGAAAAGAAAAAAAAAACCGACCCAUGCUUAGUAGCCAGAAGCAGACAAUUUCACAGAUCUUGUGGGAUUUCUUACAUUAAAAACCUACAGAAGCUCCCUUUUCUUAGAAUUCAUCCUGAAUAAUUUCCUGAGAUGGUACAUCCUUAAAGGAAUAAAGAAUUUAGCCUCCUCUAGAGUUCUGCUCCACCAGACUGCUAUUCUUGGGGAAAUGGGUGGUGGGUUUGGGUGGGUGGGUUUAAAAUUAA